CAAACUCCAGCAGCGGCGAGAGAAACGUGAUAGCAGGUAAUCAUGGCUGGAGGAAGGAAGCAAGAGAAACUGGAUUUGAUCGCCCAACGGGUCAGGGCGAUUCCAGACUUCCCCAAGAAAGGCAUUCUUUUCAGGGAUAUCUGCCCGAUAUUGAAGGAUCCUGGAGCUGUCGCAGCUGUCAUCGAUUUAUUUGAAGAAUAUGUGAGGCAGACAAACCUCGACAUUGACUUAAUAGUAGGCCUGGAUGCCCGCGGAUUCCUCUUCGGACCUCUCCUGGCACAGAGGCUGGGAGUUGGCUUUGUGUUAGUCCGCAAGAAAGGGAAGCUCCCCGGUCCCACGGUGUCUGUGUCGUACUGUCUGGAGUAUGGAAAGGCUGAAUUGGAAAUCCAGGAGGAUGCUGUGUCUGCAGGCCAAAAGGUGAUGCUCAUUGAUGACCUGCUGGCCACUGGAGGAACUCUGGCUGCUACCUGUGACCUGAUGACGCAGAAGCAGGCAACUGUGUUGGGCUGCCUAGUGGUCAUUGAGCUGAAGGAGCUCAAGGGGGCUGAGAAGCUGGGCACUCACAGGCUGUUUUCACUGCUGCAGUAUUAAAGGCCUGCUGGACUGCUCUCUACCUCCAUAUUGGAGUGUUGGAAACAUAUUACAAGCAUGACCCUUCAUGUCAUCCUUCAGCAAAGGAAUGUAAUCAUGCAUGUGUUAAUAUGGGAACUGGUGUGCAGAAGAGCUCUGAAGUAGUACAAAUGGGGAAGGGGGAAAAAAAACAAACCCUCUGCUUAGUUGUACCUUUGGACCAUGAUUCAAAUUUGUUCCUGUAUUGUGAUUUUUUUUUUUUUUCUAUGCAGUGACAGGGCCCUAGCCACUGUGUCAUAUUAGUAAAUCCCUG
Messenger RNA from Scleropages formosus (Asian bonytongue), 883 nucleotides. RefSeq names its product adenine phosphoribosyltransferase (gene aprt). The record is from RefSeq and is a predicted model, not a curated record. Bases 43 to 591 code for a protein of 182 amino acids. Gene Ontology annotation, biological process: adenine salvage; AMP salvage. Gene Ontology annotation, cellular component: cytoplasm. NCBI's taxonomy places the organism in Eukaryota, Metazoa, Chordata, Actinopteri, Osteoglossiformes, Osteoglossidae. Gene Ontology annotation, molecular function: adenine phosphoribosyltransferase activity; AMP binding; adenine binding. The transcript has 5 exons.